ACCCUGUCGUCCCGCAGGCAACGCUGUCAAGUCAAUGCAAAUGAAUCUUCUAUUAUUUUCGUGAUUCUGCAGAAAAACCGACACAAUAGAAAACAAGCGGUGUUUUGGAGGCAAAUUUUGCUGUAAUUUACGAUACUACUAAACUUCGUUCUUUGCAGCGGGCAUACGUUAGCGCGAAACGAUUACGAACAUGGACACGCUUCGCAAAUAUCUGAACCAGGUUAAAGUGCCGUGCGCUAGCGAUAACGUCUACAAGGAGGAAUGCGUAUACACGUUUGACAAUCCGGAAUCGGACACCGGCUUGUACGUGAGUUUGGCCAGCUUUCUCGGCUUUGGUGAGCAGCAUGUGCGAGCAUACGCCAACCGCACGGGGAACAAAGUGUUUCUGCAUCUGAAGCGUGACAAAAUCGAAGUCACCGAACCGACAGCCGAAGGAACCGGUGGCGGUGCGGAUGGGCCUGAGAAAAAAAUCACCCGGCUGGCGAUUGGUGUAGAGGGCGGAUACACCGGCACCGAGAACAAGAAGUACGAAUACAAGGAACACUUCCAGGUGGUUGUGUUCGACGAUCCGGUCGUACGGUUGGACUACCCGAACGUGGACCUACCGUUGCAGGUGCAGAAUGCGGUGGACGCGGUACAGAAAGCGGAAGCAGCAUCGGUGAAGCGCGAGCGCGAACAGCUAGCCGGCACAUGGGACGGUGAAAUUCGCCAGGUUUCGACCCAUGCCGCCGAUUUGCUGCAGCUGGAGAAUGGCAAGAAGAUUCCACCGACCGGUUGGAAGUGUGAAAAGUGUGAUCUCACCAACAACCUUUGGCUGAACCUGACCGAUGGUUCGAUCAUGUGCGGGCGCAAGUUUUUCGACGGUUCGGGCGGAAACGAUCACGCCGUCAAUCACUACAAGGAAACGAACUAUCCGUUGGCCGUUAAGCUCGGCACCAUAACGGCCGAUGGUAAAGGGGACGUGUACAGCUACAGCGAGGACGAUAUGGUGGAGGAUCCGUAUCUGGUGAAGCAUUUAGCUCACUGGGGCAUCAAUGUAGGCCAGCUGGAGAAAACGGAAAAGUCAAUGAUUGAGCUGGAGCUGGAUCUCAACCAGCGUAUCGGUGAAUGGGGCAUCCUGUGCGAAAGCGGAAGCCAGCUGAAGCCGAUCGCUGGCCCCGGGUACACCGGUAUGAAGAACCUGGGCAACACGUGCUAUCUGAACAGUGUGAUGCAGGUGCUAUUUACCAUUCCGGACUUUGUCCGACGGUUUGUCGAUGGAUCGAAAACGAUCUUCGACAGCUUUCCGGCGGAUCCGGCCAACGAUUUCAACGUGCAGAUGGCAAAGCUAGGCACGGGAUUGUGCAGUGGAAGGUACAGCGUACUCUCGGACAACAGUCUGGAUGCGGCCGACGCGAGCGGGGGAAUUGCACCAACCAUGUUUAAGGCCCUGAUCGGUCAGGGACAUCCGGAUUUCUCCACCAAGCAGCAGCAGGACGCUCAAGAGUUCUUUUUGCACAUGGUCAGCACGCUGGAAAAGCACAGCCGUCACCAGGCAAAUCCGACCGAAGCGUUACGCUUCUGCAUUGAGGAUCGUGUCGAAUGUUGCUCGAGCGGUAAGGUUAUGUAUAACCGGCGGGAUGAAUGGUGCCUUCCGCUACAAAUCCCACUCCAAAAAGCGACCAACCUCGACGAGGUGAAGCAGUACGAGGCUGAACGGACGGCUGCCGAACGUGAGGGCCGCCGGCUCGAUCCGGACGCACUGGUGCGGCCGAAAAUAACGCUUGCCGCCUGUCUGGACACGUUCGCACAGCCCGAGCUGGUGGAACAAUUCUACAGCACGGCCAUCAGUGCGAAGACCACGGCCAAAAAGACGACCAAGCUCGCCUCCAUGCCCGAUUACCUUUUGCUGCAUUUGAAGAAGUUUACGCUGAAAGAAGACUGGACCUCGCUGAAGCUGGACGUGGCGAUCGACAUCCCGGAGGUGCUUGAUCUGGAAACGCUGCGCGGCACGGGCAAGCAACCGAACGAGGAAGAGCUACCGGACAUCGCGGGGCGCGAGCCGUCCCCACCGCCGAUGGAUCCGGAGGUAAUGGAUCAGCUGCUCGGUAUGGGCUUUCCGCCGGAAGCUUGCAAACGUGCCAUCUUCUUUACGAAGAACUCCGGCAUCGAACCGGCCACGCAAUGGAUGGUGGAACACAUUGCCGAUUCGGACUUUGCCAGCCCGUUCGUACCGCCCGGUACGGGCGGUAAGAGUGGUACGGCAGGGGGAGCCGGCAGUGCCGCCUUCGUACCCGAUCCGGUUGGGCUGGAGAUGCUGAUGGGCAUGGGAUUCACCGAUCGGCAAGCGACGAAAGCGCUCAAGGAAACGGGCAACAACACGGAACGUGCCGUCGACUGGAUCUUCUCGCACACGGACGAGCUGGACAGUAUGGCGAUAGAUGAUGCGACUUCCGAUAGCGUUGCAACGGCUGCAGCCGCUGCCGGAUCCGAUAGUGGAGCGACCGGAAGCAAGCAGGGAUCGUCGUACCGUGACGGAACUGGCAAGUACAAGCUAGUUGCAUUCAUUUCCCAUAUGGGCACAUCGGCCCAGGUCGGUCAUUACGUUUGCCACAUCCUGAAGGACGGCCAGUGGGUCAUCUUUAACGAUAAUAAGGUGGCGAUCUCGCAGAAUCCACCCAAAGAGCUCGGUUAUCUGUAUCUCUACCAGCGGGUGUAAAACAUAAACACGCAGUACGUGGAGAAGGACGUCCUGGAAGGAUACGAAACGUGUGUGUCGGUGGGUGGGAACACACUUGUCGUGUGCACGUUGUUCGUCCUUCAGUUUUCUCUCUGUUUCAUCUUUGCGCUCUGUCCCACACACGGGCAGCAGCUGUGGACUGUGAACUAAUCUAUAAUUGAUAAUAAAGCGGCAUCGAAUUAACUAAUGAUAAUAAUA
This is a messenger RNA of Anopheles funestus (African malaria mosquito), 2917 nucleotides long. RefSeq names its product ubiquitin carboxyl-terminal hydrolase 5 (gene Usp5). The record is from RefSeq and is a predicted model, not a curated record. Lineage: Eukaryota; Metazoa; Arthropoda; Insecta; Diptera; Culicidae. The transcript is spliced from 3 exons. Gene Ontology annotation, molecular function: zinc ion binding; protein binding; cysteine-type deubiquitinase activity. Gene Ontology annotation, biological process: protein deubiquitination. Bases 191 to 2698 code for a protein of 835 amino acids.